AUGGGUGGAACCCGGCGUGGUCAAGCUGAAAAUGAGGGACGAUGUUCUGGCUCCCUGUCAUGGCGUUUAGCAAGAGGUGAAACACAGGCUGUCGGCAUCUCAAGUUACACCUUCAAACUUAAACCAGAAGAAAUUGAAAAGAAAGAGUUUAUGGUGAAGUAUUCAUCAGCUAGAGAUGAAUAUUUAAGAGUUUCAGCAGGUGAAAUGAUGAAGGGUUGGAAUUCUGGCGUCAAAUCAGCAAGGGAUAUAAUAAGAAAACACGAAACUGACUGGAAAAUGGUAUAUGUAUCACGAAGAGAAAAAAGCAGUGUUGGUGAAAUAAGCUGGGUAGUGGAUUGGUCGCACACUGGACUUAAAGCCAUAUCAGUACUGAUUGUGUUUCAGCAUGCCACAUUUGAAAGUGGAAGUGUUACAUGGCAGCUUUGUACUGGAGACAAGUGCUUCCUGGGAAACAAAGAAGGUGUACUGGAGCUUUUCCAAUGUGACUUGGAGCAUGAGGCAUCAAUAAUUGAACUAUCAGCACGUCUUUUAAAUGGUCAAGGAGAAAAUGCCUGGCAACAUGCUCAACUCUUUCGUCAGUCAGACAGCUCUCUUGAUCAAUUCCCAUUUCUGAUACACAUUAAAUAUAACUGAAUUGUGUUUGGAAAGUAGGUUAUACAGCUUAGCCAAGUUACAGAGUGAGCUUGUGAUGCCUCUACCUCACACUUUGUAAAUAUAUUGUUGAAGUCUGUGUAGUAUAGUGCCAUGCAAUACUGUUUUUACUUUUGUACCUUUUAACAUGGUGUAGUAGGUAUGCAAGUAUCUCUGUCAAGUAUUCUCUUUUUUUUUUUUUUUUUUUUUUUUUUUCAACAAGUCGGCCGUCUCCCACCGAGGCAGGGUGACCCAAAAAAGAAAGAAAAUCCCCAAAAAGAAAAUACUUUCAUCAUCAUUCAACACUUUCACCACACUCGCACAUUAUCACUGUUUUUGCAGAGGUGCUCAGAAUACAACAGUCUAGAAGCAUAAACAUAUAAAGAUACACAACAUAUCCCUCCAAACUGCCAAUAUCCCAAACCCCUCCUUUAAAGUGCAGGCAUUGU
This is a messenger RNA of Cherax quadricarinatus, 1079 nucleotides long. The record is from RefSeq and is a predicted model, not a curated record. Lineage: Eukaryota; Metazoa; Arthropoda; Malacostraca; Decapoda; Parastacidae.